AUUCCAGACCUGCAGAUCGGUAACCACUAGGUACAGACGACAUCAGCACCAAUGGAACGUCUGCCUGUUGGAUGAACUGUCGUUUGACACAAAAUUCACAAUUCUUACAAUUCCCACCUUCCGACUCUUUGAUUGUCCACCUUUGGCCAUCCUUCCUCUCUAUGAAUCUAACCAUUUCCUAAGAUCAUUCUUGGGUAUACCUAUCGCUGCCUAUUGCCAGCGUCGAUGGCGCUUCUGUUGCCUACUGCCCACGUCCUCGUUGCUUAGUGCUGACGAACCUUUCAAUGACAGUCACAGCAGUAUAGCCGUAACACAUCCUUGAACGUAUCCCUUACCCGCCCACAGGCGAACCAUGGCGACCGAAGACCAUUCCCUCCGAAAGCGCAUUCCUCAAUCCUCACCAGCGGUCGAGUCCGGCUUUGGUCUAGAGAAUGGCAGCAUCCCUACUGGGGAGAAACCGCAUCCAGCGGGCGAAGUCAAAUACAGUGUCCUGAGCCAAGUACUUCGUGCACUUCUUCUGCUGACCUGGUUCAAUUGUGGUGCGGUCUGCAUCAAUGUCACUCAAUUUCUCGGGGCACCGCUAUAUUGGAUAAACAAAGACUACUAUUAUGCAUACAUGGCGUUGACAAAACAAUCGUUUGCUAUCAUGGGAAUUGCAGGAACACGUUGGUUCUCCCCCACGAAAGUGCGUGUGAGUUGGGACAAAGAUCUACGAGGGCAGUUCCGCAAAACUUCAGCCGGAAGGCUCGAGACGGCAUUCCCUGAACGGCUGGUGUAUAUUUCCAAUCAUCAGGUGUACACUGAGUGGCUAUACCUCUGGUGGAUUGCCUACACCAGUAGGAUGCAUGGGCACAUCUUCAUCAUUCUUAAAGAGUCGCUGAAGUACGUGCCCGUCUUAGGCCCGGGCAUGAUGUUUUACGGCUUCAUUUUUAUGGCACGCAAGUGGAUUUCGGACAAGCCCCGCCUGAAGCACCGACUCGAAAAACUCAAGACUCGACACAGUGGCCCCAUGUCUGGCUCGGAUGGACUGGACCCUAUGUGGCUGUUGAUUUUCCCUGAAGGCACCAACCUCUCUCAAAAUAUGAAGCAGGGAAGUGCCAAGUGGGCUGCAAAACAAGGUAUACCGGACAUGAAGCACCAGCUUCUGCCGCGGAGCACUGGUCUUUUGUUCUGUCUCCAGGAAUUGCAGGGCACAAUCGAAUGGGUCUACGACUGCACAAUUGCUUACGAAGGCACACCGAAAGGGGGUUUCGCCCCCGACAUUUUCACGAUUCGGUCCACGUAUUUGCAGGGUCGACCGCCGAAGAGUGUCAACAUGUACUGGCGUCGGUUCGCCAUGUCUUCGAUUCCGCUCUCAGAUGCCAAGGAGUUUGAGCUUUGGCUGAUCGAACGCUGGCGAGAGAAGGACGAGAUGUUGGAGCAAUGGUACAACACGGGACGCUUCCCCUCGGACGCGGCCUCUGCCGAUGCUAAGCACGGAGUGUCCGAGGAUGGCUUCAUUGAAACAGAAAUGACGCUCAACAACUGGAUGGAAAUCGGCCAGAUUUAUGUGGUGCUGGCCGCGGCUGCACUAGUGGUCAAUGUGGUGGUCAAGUUUUUUGGGAUGUUUAGGAGGCUGAAAUAAUUGGCUGGGGAAGUGAUGUCUGGCUGGAAAUGGCGUUGGACAGAACCAGGGCGGUGAACAUGGGGCACCACUUUGCAUAGGACUGGGACUGGGGCGAAGAAGGCCGAUUGUUUGGAUGCAUUGGGACAAGGGAUGAUAGAACAAUUGGCUGGUGUUGACCAUCGCAUGUCCACUGCUUCCAAGGGCGAACGGGAUGGGAUUCAAGCGGGCCAUGGUGGGCGGCCAGGUAUUUGCCAGGAGCUACUGGGUGAUAGAUAGACAAUGGGCACGGCAUGGUUGCUUGAUUGCUGAAAGACA
This is a messenger RNA of Cladophialophora immunda, 1921 nucleotides long. RefSeq lists its product as uncharacterized. Gene Ontology annotation, molecular function: acyltransferase activity. The coding region runs from base 353 to 1624 and encodes 423 amino acids. The transcript is spliced from 2 exons. Gene Ontology annotation, cellular component: endomembrane system. The record is from RefSeq and is a predicted model, not a curated record. Lineage: Eukaryota; Fungi; Ascomycota; Eurotiomycetes; Chaetothyriales; Herpotrichiellaceae.